This is a messenger RNA of Symbiodinium sp. CCMP2592, 1074 nucleotides long. The record is from the annotation of a GenBank genome assembly. NCBI's taxonomy places the organism in Eukaryota, Dinophyceae, Suessiales, Symbiodiniaceae.
AUGGAGUCGAAACUGUGUUGGAUUGCAGGCGUGACUUCGGGUGGUCCCGCGGGCUAUUCGAUGCUGGCAGAAAGCCCAGGCGGGGUGAUCAGCACGUGGAUUCGCAACAAGCUGAAGAAUGCUCGUCCCAUCGUGCUCCGAGAUCUGCCGCUCAUCCAACGCACCAACGAAGAGCUCUCGCAUGUCGACGGCUUGUUCAAGGAGGCUGCAGCGGCCCUGGAGCUACCUUACCAAGCCGAGAGCAAAGCUGGUGCUUCCACACCCCGUCCACCCCCCUCGCCCGCAGCACGCUCCGACCUCAAGGCGAACCCAACCAGUUCUUCGGCCGUCGCGGCGGAACUGGAGCAUUUGCAUGAGAUCCAACCAGCCAGCGACGCCUUUGCAGCCGUGCGGCGUUGCCGGGCUCGAGUGCCGCAUCGCAUAUCUGCACAAGCAGAGGCAGCACUAAUUCCAGUGCUGGCGGAGGACUUCAUUGGUCAUGUCAUCUUGCCCUUUGGUCGACGCGUCCCAGGACCUUCAAGCAACAGGUAUGGCCUGGAAUUGGUCGACCGGGAGCUGCAAAUGCAGAAGCAAGAAGGCGCGGAGACGGAGCUUCAGGAGAUGGAGAGAGGAGGGUUCGGUUAUUUCUACGAUUUCCAGGUCGCCCUCCUCGUCCUUGUCUACCCCCUGGCCUUCCUGGUGCCCCCGCGUGCUCCGGCACGGGCUGCCACACUGUCUGCCGGAGUGGCAGCAGGAACACCGCUGGCAGCCUGGGCACAGGAUGCGGGCGAUGACUUUGGGUCUGCGACCACUGUGGUGGAGGUCCUCUUCGCCGCUGCGACCAUCGCGAUCAUCUUGAACCCAGACUACUUUCUGGGCGGGAAGUGGGUCAAGGCAGUGCAGGGCGCAACCUGCGAAGUGUCCCACAUACUCUUGGAGGACGAAAAGUCCGCUGCAGAAGUCUUCGCCCAGUGCCAGGGCAAGAAUUUCAAUGACUUCAAACGCCUGGCGCGCAAGAAGUCGUUGGAUGGCGCCACGGCGGUACGAGGUGGCGACCUCGGAGCAGCUUUGAAGAGCAAGGGAGUUGCCGUUUGA